CGUUCCCGUUUUCCCACGUUAGUGCAGUUACAUGUAGUCAACGUUGACGUGCAAGCGCACGUCCAGUUCUACAGUGUUCUCUCUCGUUUCCUCGACCCGACGCCGUGUUCCAUUACGGUUCAGUGUUUACGGUGAGACAUUGAGGUUGGGUUGGGCUGCACCUUGCUCCUUCAAUAUGGCGGCCGGUGGUGACAGAUGGCACGAGUACUUGGGUGUGGUUAACGUGGGAUCUGACAAAGUCUGACUGAAACUGUGCUUAUCCAUCGUGUCAUUUUACUUAAUUCUAAUUUUGUGACGACUAUCGUUGCCGCUGAGGUUCAGUAACAAUGCAGAAAAGAAGUCUUUCCGGUAAAGUCGGCGUGCUGCUCUUUGGGGUAACACUGAUCUGCGUUUGCGUCGCUUUCGGGACUCCGUCGUGGUUAGUGAGCGAUGCCCGAAUUACCGGGGCACAACUCAAUAAGCUAGGCCUUUGGCAACAUUGUUUUCGAUCCCUUCCUAACCCUCAAGAGGCCGAUGCACCUAGACGUUUCUUCGUCGGCUGUAGGUGGGUGUACGACCCAUUCACCACGGGCUACUCUGAUAUUCGUGACUUUCUUUUACCACCAUUCAUGAUAGCCACGCAGUUCUUCUUCACGUUAUGUUUCCUCCUGUGUCUCGUGUCUUUUGGAUUGAUCUUAUUGUUUGUUCUAUGCUGCGACCCCGAACAGCAACGAUACGUUCAAUUGAUAUUACUAAUUGGUUUUCUGCUGUUGGCCAGUGGAAUUAGUGGCUGCCAGGCAGUAAUUAUCUUUGCGUGUUUUGGAAAUGCAGACGGGUGGAUGCCUGGUCAUGAAAACAAUUUCUUUGGGUGGUCAUUCGUUAUAGGUGUUAUCGGUAGUGUGUUAGCUUUAAUAACUAGUUUGCUUUUCUUAGUUGAAGCUACGGUCCAGCGCAAAAAACGUGAUUAUCUAAAAGAAUCACAAAUGCGCUUCCAACUCGAAUCUCGUGCCUGAAUAUUAAGAAAUGAGAAAAACAAUCUAACGAUCAAGUUUUGCGAUACAUGCAAACUUUGCACAAGUAUCCGUGACUUGUUAAUAUACAUAAAAUCCCAUAUGAGACUUUUUCAUCAUCCGUCCAUAGGUUAUUUUAAAUAUUUAAGAAUUGUUCGAAGCUUUGUAAGAUUAGAACUAUUGAUUGUUAAUAGUAUUUAGUAUCUAUCUUCAGUGAUCUACCUUCUGAAAAGAGACAUAGCAUAAUGAUGCACAAUCAUAGAUUUAAAUAAAACACCAAAUAUUUUUAAAAGCCUUUUCUAUGACGUUACAUUUCUCAUAAAUGUAUAAUACCAAUAUUUUAAAUUGGAUAAUAUGAUUAUUGUAUUCAUUAAUAAGUACAAAAUUAUGAUCAAAGAUUUAUAUGUGAAAUACUUUUGUACAAAUAAAACAACUAUGUCAAGAU
Molecule: messenger RNA, 1434 nt
Organism: Orussus abietinus
Lineage: Eukaryota; Metazoa; Arthropoda; Insecta; Hymenoptera; Orussidae
Gene: sinu
Exons: 2
Coding region: 327-992 (221 amino acids)
Biological process (GO): regulation of tube size, open tracheal system; septate junction assembly
Cellular component (GO): septate junction; membrane
Source: RefSeq, a predicted model, not a curated record